Physeter macrocephalus (sperm whale) is the source of this 927-nucleotide messenger RNA. It is a transcript of the gene LSMEM2, whose product is annotated as leucine rich single-pass membrane protein 2. Bases 1 to 513 code for a protein of 170 amino acids. The record is from RefSeq and is a predicted model, not a curated record. The transcript has 3 exons. NCBI's taxonomy places the organism in Eukaryota, Metazoa, Chordata, Mammalia, Artiodactyla, Physeteridae.
AUGCCCCUUCUACCUCUUCUGAGCCCCGGCUGCCGCUGGAUGCCAUCUAGAAGGCAGGGCAUGACUCGCUGGCUGAAUCAGCCCCACGCUGCCCCCGCAGACACCGUGGCACCGACAAGGAGCAGGGCACCACUGGCUCCUAAUCAUGUGCAGGAGGUUCGCCUACACCGGGUGGAGUCCAUCAGCGAUCUACACAGUGGAGGUUCACUGUGGCCCUACCUGGCCGAGGAGGCGCAGCCACGGGAUGAGCUGCUGGGCGCCCUGCCCCCAUCGAUGUGCGCCCAGGCCGGCUGCAGCCCUGCGCACAGCUUCCUGCUGCUGCCUGCGCUGCUGGUGCUCGCCUGCCUGGCGCUGGCUCUCCUGGCCGUCUACCUGAGUGUGCUGCAGAGUGAAUCCCUACGCGUGCUGGCGCACACACUGCGAACACAGGAGGAAACGCUGCUCAAACUCCGGCUCGCCAGCCUCAGCCAGCUGCGGAGGCUCAACUCGAGUGAGGCCCGAGCACCCAGUUGAGAUGCCACUUGGACCUGGGGGUACAUGUAGGGGGGAAUAAAGUGGCCGUUGGUAGCUUUCCCCUCUCCCACUACUGCUCCACACUACUUCCUUGGUGAGGUUUUCGUAUAAGAGCCUGAUCUGACCCCGCAGCUGCCUGCCUUUCUUGCCUUCUCAAGCUAGGCCUAGCCAAGCCUUCUGGUGUCAGGGCCCUACUUGGUGUGGCCCAAGGUCAGAGGAAGUGACACCAGCCUCCUGGCUCCUCUUGGGGCCUGUCAGCACCCUCUGGCCUCCUCCAGAUAGCAGGUUCAGAAGUCUAAAAAUAGCUGGUCACCCAAACUCUGCUGGGCCUCCCAGUGGGGGUCCAGCCUCAGUUCUCAAAAGAGAGGCUGGGCUCUGAGUAGGGGGAGGAGGGCCCCUGGGGAGAGAUUAUUU